Molecule: messenger RNA, 711 nt
Organism: Adineta ricciae
Lineage: Eukaryota; Metazoa; Rotifera; Eurotatoria; Adinetida; Adinetidae
Source: the annotation of a GenBank genome assembly
AUGUUGAAGUUAUUUUUGACUGUUUUUGCCUUAUGUCUUAUUCAUGGAUCUUACCAACAAAAUCCAAAUAUUGUCGCCCUUGGUGAUUCGUUCACAAGUGCAGGUGCUGUCGGUGGCGCACCAAAAUCCUAUCCAAUUGUCGCUGGAAAAAUCUUAGGAUGGCCUGCAGUUAACUAUGCUAAAGGUGGAUCCGUUUUAAAGGAUAUUCCAGGUCAAUUAAAGAAAGCGGAAGCAGCUUUAGCUAAUGCAACACACGUCAUUUUUACUACUGGUGGUAAUGACGUUGGCCUUGUUCAAUCAUUUACACAAAUUAUUUUACUGAAUGACCUUGCCGGCGCUUCAAAACGAGUGAAAGAUGUUGAAGCUGGAUUAGUUAGCGCCUAUAAUCUCAUCAAAGCUGCUGCUAAACCAACAGCGAAAAUCUAUGCCGUUGCUUAUGUUGAUUUCAUUAGCGUCAGCAAAAAGAUUCCAAAUGAAGCCAGCUGUCAUAAACUCAUGGAUAUCUUGAACGAGACAGUGAAAAAAGCUGCUCAAACUGCUGGUAUUCGUUUUAUUGAAGAAGUCAAAACAGCUUUCCGUGGUCACGAAAUGUUUUCGGCUGAACCAUUCGCUGACAGUCUCUUUGCCUCAAGCAAUGCAGCUCAUCCCAACGCCAAGGGCCAUGCUAAAAUCGGCGAAGUAGUCGCUGCACGUCUCUUAGCAGAUCAAUAG